AUGGAAAUACUGCCAAGUGUUCCCCUGCACUUACUGCGACAUAAUCCGCAAUGUGAGAAGCGGAUCUGUGUCAUAGGAGCGGGAGCGGGAGGUCUUGCUGCUCUUAAAGUCAUAUCAGAUUCAGCCUACUUCAAGUCAGGGAAAUGGUCCGUCAUCGCGUAUGAGACUCGAAAAAAUAUUGGGGGAAUAUGGCUGCCUGCCCCGCCUAUUGUCGAUGCCUACAAUGCUCCCAUAACGCCUCUCUACGAUUCUUUAACCACGAAUUUGCCUCAUCCUAUAAUGGCAUAUACCAGCUACUCCUUUCCGCCAGAGACUCCGUUGUUUCCACCAGCACAUGUGGUGCAAACGUAUCUCGAGUCGUAUGCUGCACACUUCAAUCUUAUGUCCCUCAUCAGGUUCGACACCACGGUAUUAGAUGCACGGUGGGAGUCAACCCAGUGGGAAGUAACCCUUUCGGAUGGCGGACACUUUUCAUAUGACCAUCUGAUCGUCGCAAAUGGACAUUACCAUUUACCCCGUAUACCAGAAGUUCCUGGGUUGGCAGAUUGGGUGAAGCAUAGUAAAGCCUCUCACUCUGCUUGGUAUAGAAAACCUAGUUUUCUGGGGGACAAAAUACUUGUUGUUGGAGGCGGACCCAGCGGUCAGGACAUCGCUGCUGAGAUGUGUACAGUUUCCUCGGUGGUUGUUCAUGCUGUCACGGUCCCCGGCGCAGUGACGAACGAUGCUGGAAACCUCGUUCGGAGAGGUCGGCCUGUCGAAUUCAAGGCUAACGGACAAGUAGUUUUUGACGAUGGCACUACGGAAGAUAUCGACCAUUGCAUUCUGGCAACCGGAUUCCAGAUGCAUUUCCCCUUCUUGGAGGGAACAUCCAUGAUCAACAAGGGCUCACCACCGGACUCCCCUCCACUACCUCGCGGCGAGCUUUUCAACUCAACGUACCACGUAUUUCCCCUUGCAAAGCAUUUAUUUCCGCUCCAAACUCAAUAUCCUAUCUCGUCCAUCGCCUUCAUGGGCCUCAUCAUAAGGGUCGUGCCGUUUCCACUCCUGGAGGCUCAAGCGCAUGCGAUUGUGCGAGCGUUUGCCGAUCCUUCAUCUCUAGAUCCUAUCGCAGAAGCAGUCGAUGUCAUUUCCCGCGUCGACAAAAUCAGACGCGCUGGUGCUUCAACACCUCUAGAGAUCGCCAAAGCCUGGUUCCGAUUCGACAGGGAUGAUCAAUGGAAUUAUCGAGACGAGUUGUAUCAAUUUGCGCAGUGCACGGGGUCUGGGACCCCCCUCAUCAAAGUCACAGAAUGGGAGAAAGAAUUAUACGAUUUGAAGGUGGAAUUGAAGUCAGGAUGGGGAGAUUUGGAAAAGUCGGGGGAUCCAAGGGAGUGGUUGAGAGACAUCGGGAAGAAUGGGGUGCAGGAUUGGGUAGGGUUGAUGUACCGUGUGGCGGAUUAUGCCAGGAGUCGAAACAGCUCGUCGGGAAAAUUGUAA
Molecule: messenger RNA, 1476 nt
Organism: Suillus clintonianus
Lineage: Eukaryota; Fungi; Basidiomycota; Agaricomycetes; Boletales; Suillaceae
Exons: 3
Coding region: 1-1476 (491 amino acids)
Molecular function (GO): flavin adenine dinucleotide binding; NADP binding; N,N-dimethylaniline monooxygenase activity
Source: RefSeq, a predicted model, not a curated record